AUGCAGCGGAUUGCCAGAAAACCCGAGUCCGGCAACGGAGAUUCUUCUGUACUGCCGUGCCACCGGUUAUCAUCGUCAUGGAAACAGCGCGCUGAGCCCGGAAGAACACUGUUUGUACACGGGUUGGGUUGUGAAAUAAAUUGUGACAAGGUCUUCAAUAUGUUCUGCCUGUACGGCAAUGUGACGGCUGUGAAGGUAAUGAAAGAUAAACAAGUUCUCGUCGAGCUAAACGACGUCGAGGCUGCCGAACGUUGCGUAUCCAACCUGCACUUGUUGCCGUUAGGUCAGAAGACCAAAAUAAAAGUCAAAUAUUCUAAACAUUCUUAUAUAUACGACCAAGGGUUGGUAACCAAAUUGUCGGACGGAACACCAGCACAGAAAAAUUAUACUUCCAGCAAAUUAAAUAGAUUUUCGAGCAAAUCAAAGUUUGUGAAUGAGCGUCGAAUCGCAGCUCCGUCGAAAAUUUUGCAUUUCUUCAACGCACCGAUGGACAUUUGCGGCUCAAACAUUCGUAGGGCAGUGAUAAAAGCCCUCGGUUGCAAGGACGCGGUCCGGUCAAUAACGAUUUUGCCCCAAAAGCUACCUAAUGCUAAAUGUUCGACGGGCUUUUUAGAAAUGAAAAGCGUCGACUUGGCGGCUAAAGCUUUAUUAUUGUUGAACCAUAUGAAGUUAGAAUCGUCGAGAUCCAGAUUCCCAUUCCUGUUGAAAUUGUGCUUUUCAAAAUGGUCAGAGAUGCGGCAGAAGUCCGAGAACUCGACAACCCUUGUUUUCAACACCACGCCGCGCACUCCUAGGUUGUUCCACAGAUCUGAGCACGGUGUAUGCUCGGCAGAAUUCACUGUAUCACGGAUAACCCGAGCGACCGACGACGGUUGCCCCUGGACCCUAUGGGAUUUGAGGGAACGUGUGACGGAGGCCAUUGACCCCGACACCGUAAUCCCCAUAGAUAACGAAUGUGACCUUAAUGGUCAGGUGGGCACGUUACAAGACCCACCGUUAGUAUUGGCAGGACGGUCAGUUGACGCGUAA
Molecule: messenger RNA, 1029 nt
Organism: Sipha flava (yellow sugarcane aphid)
Lineage: Eukaryota; Metazoa; Arthropoda; Insecta; Hemiptera; Aphididae
Product: heterogeneous nuclear ribonucleoprotein L-like
Exons: 5
Coding region: 1-1029 (342 amino acids)
Biological process (GO): regulation of RNA splicing
Cellular component (GO): nucleus
Molecular function (GO): mRNA binding
Source: RefSeq, a predicted model, not a curated record